Molecule: messenger RNA, 1452 nt
Organism: Phalaenopsis equestris
Lineage: Eukaryota; Viridiplantae; Streptophyta; Magnoliopsida; Asparagales; Orchidaceae
Product: 4-hydroxy-tetrahydrodipicolinate synthase 2, chloroplastic-like
Exons: 4
Coding region: 172-1281 (369 amino acids)
Molecular function (GO): 4-hydroxy-tetrahydrodipicolinate synthase activity
Source: RefSeq, a predicted model, not a curated record
UUGUUUCCACAAAACCCUACACAUUUUCAUGGAUUCCACCACUUCCGACGCCGCAGUUCUUCUCCGCGACUCCUCAUCAUCCGCUGCUGCGAGCUGCCUGUACAUUAUCUACCUAUCUCUUCGCAGAUUCACUUGCUGAACAAGGAGCGAGCGGAGCUAAAGAGAGAUAGAAUGUACUCCUUCACGUCGAUUUGCCACAGUUUGGGUACAAGGGAUGUGGCUUUCACAUUUGGGUUGAAUCCCCCAAGUCAUGCUGCCAUUUAUAAUCAGAGGAAUGGAGUCUGGAAAUCUCCGGAGGCAGCUGUUGUUUCAGAUUUUCAUCUUCCAAUGCGCAGCCUUGAAGUUAAAAACAGGACCUCUGUGGAUGGCAUAAAGGGUCUAAGAUUAAUCACAGCCAUCAAGACCCCAUACUUACCAGACGGCAGAUUCGACCUCGAAGCCUUCGACGCCUUAAUGCAUACACAGAUUAUGAAUGGUGCUGAAGGCGUAGUCGUGGGAGGCACGACAGGGGAAGGCCACCUUAUGAGCUGGGACGAACACAUCAUGCUCAUUGGACAUACCGUCAACUGUUUCGGCGCUUCCAUCAAAGUAAUAGGGAACACUGGAAGCAACUCGACGAGGGAGGCGAUCCACGCCACCGAACAAGGUUUCGCCGUCGGCAUGCACGCCGCCCUUCACAUUAAUCCUUAUUACGGCAAGACAUCUCUCAAAGGUAUUGUCUCCCAUUUCGAAGCCGUUCUUUCCAUGGGACCGACCAUCAUCUAUAAUGUACCUUCGAGAACCGGACAAGACAUUCCUCCGACCGUCGUCGGUAAAAUUUCGGCGAAUCCAAACAUGGCCGGCGUCAAGGAAUGCGUCGGAAAUGAUCGAAUAAAGGAAUAUGUGGGCGGAGGAAUGGCGAUCUGGAGCGGCAAUGAUGAUGAGUGUCAUGAUGCUAGGUGGUCUUAUGGUGCCGUCGGAGUCAUAUCGGUGACGAGCAAUCUCGUUCCGGGUCUGAUGCACGAGCUGAUGUUCGGAGGGAAGAACACGUCACUGAAUUCGAAGGUGAUGCCGCUGGUUAAGUGGCUUUUCGGUGAGCCGAAUCCCAUUGGUCUUAAUACCGCACUGGCGCAGCUCGGGGUGAUCCGGCCUGUGUUUAGACUCCCAUAUGUUCCUCUUCCUGUUGAGAAGAGAAUUGAGUUUGUGAGGUUGGUGGAGGAGAUUGGAAGGGAGCAUUUUGUUGGGGAUGGAGAGGUGAAGGUUCUUGAUGAUGAUGAAUUUGUUUUGGUGGGUCGAUAUUAGUUAUGAUGAUGAUGUGAUGAUGAUGAUGAUGAUGAUGAUGGUGAGUAUUUAUUUAUAUGACUAUUUUGGAAUUGUAGUUUCCAAUUGCUCAUAGCAAUGUUUCCUUUGCAUCUAGUAUUGUUAUGGGGCAUUUACAUACAUAACAUAUAAUUUAUUUGUAGGCAUAAUUAC